Messenger RNA from Rhodamnia argentea, 1254 nucleotides. RefSeq names its product protein THYLAKOID ASSEMBLY 8-like, chloroplastic. The transcript has 3 exons. The record is from RefSeq and is a predicted model, not a curated record. Bases 110 to 877 code for a protein of 255 amino acids. NCBI's taxonomy places the organism in Eukaryota, Viridiplantae, Streptophyta, Magnoliopsida, Myrtales, Myrtaceae. Gene Ontology annotation, molecular function: protein binding.
CUUUUGCUUGGCAAAUCUGCUCUACCUUCAGCUCAAGGGGGACUGUGAAACAUCCCCUUCGCCAUUUCGAUUCAUUGAUCCAUUAGCGUUUCUUCUCACAAGAACUUCAAUGGCGGGUCGACUGUUCUCGAAAUCAAAGUUCCAAUUUUUCGUUUCUUCUCUCCUCCGGAACGUCAGCCCAUGUACGCUGCAAGAAUCUUCCCUGCUUUUGAAACCACGAACUCAAUUCUUGGACCAAUGUUCAGCCAAAGACGUUCAUUGGGUGAGGCGAUUCCAUGACGGGAGGCCGAGGGGACCCCUUUGGAGAGGCAAGAAGCUCAUCGGCAAGGAGGCGCUUUUCGUAAUCUCGGGAUUGAAGCGGUUCAAAGAUGACGAGGAGAAGCUUGAGAAGUUCAUUAAGACCCACGUUUUGAGGCUUUUGAAGUUGGACAUGAUCGCCGUUCUCUCCGAGCUCGAGCGCCAGGAGGAGGUCUCUCUGGCUGUCAAGAUGUUUGGGGUCAUUCAAAAGCAAGACUGGUAUAAGCGUGAUGUGUUUCUUUAUAAGGACUUAAUUGUUGCAUUGGCAAGAUGUAAAAAGAUGGAUGAGGCCAUGCAAUUGUGGGAGACUAUGAGGAAGGAGGAGUUAUUCCCUGAUUCUCAAACAUACACUGAAGUCAUCAGGGGCUUUUUGAGGUAUGGAUCUCCAGCGGAUGCAAUGAACAUAUAUGAGGACAUGAAGCUGUCUCCAGAUCCACCGGAUGAGUUGCCAUUCAGGAUAUUGUUGAAGGGACUCAUACCUCAUCCCCUUUUGAGGAACAGAGUCAAGCAGGAUUUUGAGGAGCUCUUUCCUGAGCGGCAUGUUUAUGAUCCUCCUGAAGAGAUAUUUGGUGCAUGUUAAGGAACGCUUCACUUAUUGUGUAGUUUCUUAAUCUACAGUUUUGGAGCAAGGGCUGUCAGUAUGUCAAUAUUCACUGCUGCAUUUUCGGGCAAGAUUGCAUUCGGUUAUUACAAACGUUUUGGCGGACUCUGGAGAAAAACAGCACAAUUUACAGAGAACAGAACAGUGAAGCCAUUCGUGCCAGAUCUCCCAUGCUUCCUUUUUACGUUUCACAGAAAUUUUGAUGUACUACUAGUGAUGUCAAGUCCGCCUUGUUUGAACUCUCAACUAGUGGAGUACCUAAUGAUUCGUGGUAAGUAACUUUCCUUGGUGGCUGCCUGAGCACUGAGGUUCGUUCUGGGAUGUGCUUGAUAUUGAGAAAAAUCACAUCUGGCAUC